This is a messenger RNA of Pipistrellus nathusii (Nathusius's pipistrelle), 4581 nucleotides long. Lineage: Eukaryota; Metazoa; Chordata; Mammalia; Chiroptera; Vespertilionidae. The record is from the annotation of a GenBank genome assembly.
AUGUCCUCGGCCGUGGGGCCCCGCGGUGCUCGCCCACCCACCGUGCCUCCCCCGAUGCAAGAGCUGCCCGACCUGAGCCACCUGACCGAGGAGGAGAGGAACAUUAUCAUGGCAGUGAUGGACCGGCAGAAGGAAGAGGAGGAAAAAGAAGAAGCCAUGCUCAAGUGUGUUGUCAGGGACAUGGCGAAGCCUGCUGCCUGCAAAACACCAAGAAAUGCUGAAAACCAGCCCCACCAACCUUCACCGAGAUUGCAUCAACAAUUUGAAAGCUACAAGGAACAAGUGAGAAAAAUAGGGGAAGAAGCACGGCGUUACCAGGGCGAGCACAAAGAUGAUGCUCCGACUUGUGGCAUCUGUCGCAAAACCAAGUUUGCCGAUGGGUGCGGCCACCUCUGCUCCUACUGCCGCACCAAGUUCUGCGCCCGCUGCGGAGGCCGCGUGUCUCUGCGGUCCAACAACGAGGACAAAGUGGUUAUGUGGGUAUGCAAUUUAUGUCGAAAGCAACAAGAAAUCUUAACCAAGUCUGGGGCCUGGUUCUUUGGAAGUGGCCCUCAGCAGCCCAGUCAGGAUGGAACCCUGAGUGACACGGCUACAGGUGCUGGCUCUGAGGUGCCCAGAGAAAAGAAAGCACGGCUCCAGGAGCGAUCCCGGUCUCAGACCCCCCUAAGCACCGCAGCUGCCUCCACCCAGGACACCGCUCCUCCCAGUGCACAAGCAGACAGGAGCAAGGGGGCUGAGCCCUCCCAGCAAGCCAUGGGGCCAGAACAGAAGCAGGCUGGAUCCAGGUCUAGAAGUGAACCUCCAAGAGAGAGGAAGAAGACGCCGGGGCUCCCCGACCAGAAUGGCAAAGGCGCCCCGAAGAGCGAUCGGAGACGCGCGCCCAAGGCCUCCGCGCCGCCCGGGGAGGCGGCCUCGGAGGACCGGGAGCGGAGAGAGAGGCGGGAGAGCCGGCGGCUGGAGAAAGGCCGCUCCCAGGACUACUCGGACCUGCACCUGCAGGGGAAACGCGAGGAGGGCGCCGCAGCAGCCGAGGGGAAGCCCAGGAGCGAGGAGUACCAGACCCGGUACCGCAGCGACCCCAACCUGGCGCGGUACCCGGUGACGGCGCCGCCGGAGGAGCAGCAGAUGCGCAUGCACGCCCGCGUGUCCCGCGCCCGGCACGAGCGGCGCCACAGCGACGUGGCGCUGCCGCACACCGAGGCCGCCGGCCCCGCGGGCAAAGCGGGCCCCGAGGGCAAGGCGGGCCCGCGCGCCCCCGCCGCGCCCCGGCCCGGGCCGCCCGCCGCGCCGCGGACCCACCCGGCCGAGAGGACGGCGGAGGUCCGGGCGCCGGCGCCGGGCGCCAAGCCGCCGGCGAAGAACCCCAGCCCGCCGGCGGCGCCCCGGCAUGGGCCGGCCCCCGCGCCCGCAGCCCCGGAGCCCAGGGCGCCCGAGCCGCUCCGCAAGCAGAGCCGCCUGGACCCCAGCUCGGCCGCCGUGCUGGUGCGCAAGGCCAAGCGCGAGAAGGCGGAGACCAUGCUGCGCAACGACUCGCUCAGCUCCGACCAGUCCGAGUCGGUGCGGCCGUCCCCGCCCAAGCCGCACCGGCCCAAGCGCGGCGGCAAGCGGCGGCAGAUGUCGGUGAGCAGCUCGGAGGAGGAGGGCGUGUCCACGCCGGAGUACACGAGCUGCGAGGACGUGGAGCUGGAGAGCGAGAGCGUCAGCGAGAAAGGUGACUUGGAUUAUUACUGGCUGGAUCCUGCCACGUGGCAUAGUCGGGAAACAUCACCGAUUAGUUCGCAUCCUGUAACGUGGCAACCAUCUAAAGAGGGGGACCGAUUAAUUGGACGUGUUAUUCUUAACAAGAGAACAACUAUGCCCAAAGAAUCAGGUGCAUUACUGGGCCUGAAAGUUGUUGGAGGAAAAAUGACUGACUUAGGACGCCUUGGUGCCUUCAUCACCAAAGUAAAGAAGGGUAGCCUUGCAGAUGUAGUUGGACAUUUAAGAGCAGGGGAUGAAGUUCUAGAAUGGAAUGGUAAACCCCUGCCGGGAGCUACAAAUGAAGAAGUUUACAACAUUAUUUUAGAAUCAAAAUCAGAACCUCAAGUUGAAAUUAUUGUUUCAAGGCCUAUUGGUGACAUUCCCAGGAUUCCCGAGAGCUCCCACCCUCCCCUGGAAUCCAGUUCAAGUUCUUUUGAAUCUCAGAAGAUGGAAAGGCCUUCCAUUUCUGUUAUUUCUCCAACAAGUCCUGGAGCUCUAAAAGAUGCCCCGCAAGUCUUACCAGGACAACUUUCUGUGAAACUGUGGUAUGAUAAAGUGGGACACCAGCUGAUUGUAAAUGUUCUACAAGCAACAGAUCUACCUUCUAGAGUAGAUGGGCGACCCAGGAAUCCCUAUGUAAAAAUGUAUUUUCUUCCAGAUAGAAGUGAUAAAAGUAAGAGGAGGACCAAAACCGUAAAGAAAGUACUAGAACCAAAAUGGAAUCAAACUUUUGUCUACUCACAUGUACAUCGUAGAGAUUUUAGAGAACGAAUGUUAGAAAUAACUGUGUGGGAUCAACCAAGAGUGCAAGAAGAAGAGAGCGAAUUUCUCGGAGAGAUCCUCAUAGAAUUGGAGACAGCACUUUUAGACGAUGAGCCACAUUGGUAUAAACUGCAGACCCAUGAUGAAUCUUCACUACCUCUGCCUCAGCCAUCACCUUUCAUGCCAAGGCGACACGUUCAUGGAGAAAGCUCCAGCAAAAAACUACAAAGAUCUCAGCGAAUCAGUGACAGUGACAUCUCAGAUUAUGAGGUGGAUGAUGGUAUUGGAGUAGUGCCUCCAGUAGGUUAUAGGUCUAGUGCUAGAGAAAGUAAAUCUACAACAUUAACUGUGCCAGAACAGCAAAGAACAACCCAUCACCGCUCACGCUCAGUAUCUCCUCACCGCGGCGAUGAUCAGGGAAGGCCGCGUUCACGUUUACCAAAUGUGCCAUUACAGAGGAGUUUAGAUGAAAUUCAUCCAACAAGAAGGUCACGUUCUCCAACCAGACACCAUGAUGCCUCUAGAAGUCCAGUUGAUCACAGAUCCAGAGAUGUGGAUAGUCAGUAUUUAUCUGAACAAGACAGUGAGCUUCUUAUGCUGCCCAGAGCAAAACGAGGACGAAGUGCAGAAUGCCUACAUACUACCAGUGAACUGCAGCCCUCCCUUGACAGGGCUAGGAGUGCUAGUACCAACUGCUUGAGACCAGAUACUAGUUUGCAUUCACCAGAACGAGAAAGGACACACCGACAAGGAAGUCCAUCCCACUCUCCUCCUGCGGACACUUCCUUCAGCAGCCGGAGGGGCAGACAGCUCCCACAAGUGCCAGUGAGAAGCGGCAGUAUAGAACAAGCAAGCUUAGUAGUGGAGGAGCGAACAAGACAGAUGAAAAUGAAAGUGCAUCGAUUUAAGCAGACAACAGGGUCUGGUUCUAGUCAAGAACUUGAUCGCGAGCAAUAUUCCAAGUAUAGCAUACAUAAAGAUCAGUACAGAAGCUGUGAUAACGUCUCUGCCAAAUCAUCAGAUAGUGAUGUCAGUGACGUGUCCGCCAUUUCCAGAACCAGCAGUGCCUCGCGCCUCAGCAGCACAAGCUUUAUGUCAGAGCAGUCUGAGCGCCCCAGGGGUAGAAUCAGUUCAUUUACCCCUAAAAUGCAAGGCAGACGGAUGGGGACUUCAGGAAGAGCCAUCACGAAGAGCACCAGUGUGAGUGGAGAGAUGUACACACUGGAGCAUAAUGAUGGCAGCCAGUCGGACACGGCCGUGGGGACCGUGGGAGCAGGUGGGAAGAAACGGAGGUCCAGCCUGAGCGCCAAGGUGGUCGCCAUAGUGUCCCGACGGAGUAGAAGCACAUCCCAACUAAGCCAAACAGAGUCGGGCCACAAGAAGUUAAAAAGCACCAUCCAGAGAAGCACAGAAACGGGCAUGGCAGCCGAGAUGAGGAAGAUGGUGAGACAGCCAAGUCGAGAGUCUACUGAUGGCAGCAUCAACAGCUACAGCUCCGAGGGAAACUUAAUAUUUCCUGGAGUGAGACUAGGAGCGGACAGUCAAUUUAGUGAUUUUCUCGAUGGGCUGGGACCAGCCCAGCUUGUUGGCCGCCAAACCCUCGCCACCCCUGCAAUGGGCGAUAUACAAAUUGGAAUGGAGGAUAAAAAGGGCCAAUUAGAAGUUGAAGUGAUUAGAGCACGAAGCCUCACACAAAAACCUGGCUCCAAAUCUACACCUGCUCCAUAUGUCAAGGUGUAUCUUUUGGAAAACGGGGCCUGUAUAGCCAAGAAGAAGACAAGAAUUGCACGGAAAACCCUUGAUCCUUUGUAUCAGCAGUCCCUGCUGUUUGAUGAAAGUCCGCAGGGUAAAGUUCUUCAGGUGAUUGUCUGGGGAGACUAUGGAAGAAUGGACCAUAAAUGCUUUAUGGGUGUGGCCCAAAUCUUAUUGGAAGAACUUGAUCUGUCCAGUAUGGUAAUCGGAUGGUACAAAUUAUUCCCACCGUCAUCGUUGGUGGAUCCCACACUCACUCCCCUAACCCGCCGGGCUUCCCAAUCAUCUCUGGAAAGUUCAACUGGGCCUCCCUGCAUUCGAUCGUAG